UAAGUAUUGUGGUUUUGCUUUCUGUGACGGUAUUGAUCUUCUGUUUUAUCUAUUUUUUUUUUCCCCUUUCUGUUAAUUGUCUUAUCUCCUGUGAUCACAGCUUUUGAUUUUUAUUUUCUCUUUCGAUUUGCUUGUUUUGAUACUGAUGUUGAUCGUAGUGGACUGUUUGGUUCCCGGAAAUUCAGGUAGUAGAGGCAAAAAGAGCGAAAAUAAGAUUAGGAAUUCUGUUUUUUUUUUUUCCCUCGUGUUGAAGUAAUUAAACCAAUUAAAGGUGAAGCUUUUGCUGGUGAAUUCAUUUUGGGUUUUUAGUUUGGAAGAAUGACAAGGGUGGCCCGUGAUUUUCGAGACACUAUGCAAAGAGAUGCUGUCCCAGCUGUAUCAGCCGAUGUGGCAUUCGCUUCAAGUAGGUUUCCAAACUACAAAAUUGGGGCAAACAAUCAAAUUGUCGAUGCCAAGGAUGACCCCAAAAUACUGUCCAUGAAGGAGGUUGUUGCACGUGAGACUGCACAGCUGCUAGAUCAACAGAACCGUCUCUCAGUUCGCGAUCUUGCCAGUAAAUUUGAGAAGGGGUUGGCUGCUGCUGCUAAGUUAUCUGAAGAGGCUAGACUCAGAGAGGCAGCUUCACUUGAGAAACAUGUUCUUUUGAAGAAGCUCAGAGAUGCCUUGGAAUCUUUAAAAGGACGUGUUGCUGGCAGAAAUAAAGAUGAUGUGGAGGAGGCAAUUGCAAUGGUUCAAGCUUUAGCGAUUCAAUUGACAGAGAGGGAUGGGGAGUUGAUCCAAGAGAAAGCUGAAGUGAAGAAAGUUGCAAUUUUUCUUAAGCAGGCUUCAGAAGAUGCAAAGAAGCUUGUUGAUGAGGAAAGAGCUUUUGCUCGUGCUGAGAUUGAGAGUGCCAGGGCAGCAGUUCAAAGAGUUGAAGAUGCCCUUCAGGAACAUGAACAGAUUUCUAGGGCUUCGGGGAAGCAGGAUGUUGAAGAAUUAAUGAAAGAGGUUCAAGAAGCAAGAAGGAUCAAAAUGCUGCAUCAGCCUAGCAAGGUCAUGGACAUGGAGCACGAGCUUCGAGCAUUGAGAGCCCAACUGGCAGAGAAAUCUAAGCGUUCUCUUCAGCUUCAGAGAGAGCUGUCAAUGAGCAAGAGGGGUGUGGACAGCAUGUCCCAGUCAUAUGAACUCGAUGGUUCUGAAGUGUUAGGCUCGUGUUUUCGGAUUAAACCGUCCUCUGGUAAUACUACAGAACUUUCUAGAUGUUCAAUUCAAUGGUACCGUAUAUCAUCUGAAGGCGGCAAAAAGGAACUUAUAUCAGGAGCUACGAAACCACUUUAUGCUCCAGAGCCGUUUGAUGUGGGGCGAAUCCUGCAAGUUGAAAUUAUUUCUGAUGGCCAACAAGUCACAUUGACAACCUGUGGUCCCCUUGAUCCGGCUGCUGGUUUGGGAAGCUAUGUUGAGGCACUUGUGCGGAGACACGAUGUGGAAUUCAAUGUAGUUGUUACUCAGAUGAAUGGUGCGGAUCAUCCAUCAGAAUCUAUUCACAAGUUUCAUGUGGGAAGAAUGAGGAUUAAGCUUUGUAAAGGAAAAACGACAAUUGCCAAAGAGUACUAUUCCUCUUCAAUGCUGCUGUGCGGGGUAAGAGGUGGUGGAAAUGCUGCGGCACAGGCGGUGUUCUGGCAGGCAAAGAAUGGGCUUUCUUUUGUGUUAGCAUUUGAAACAGAGAGAGAAAGGAAUGCAGCCAUUAUGCUUGCCAGAAGAUUUGCUUUCGACUGUAAUAUCAUGCUUGCCGGCCCAGAUGACAGAUCUCCUUUAGGAGCCUAGAUUUUGAUGGUAUUUCUUUUGACCCAUUGUAAUUGUUUUCAAAAUUUUUAUUUUACCAUGUAUUAUAAGUUGGUAAUUCUAGGGUUGAUACGAAAUGAUUGUGUUGUGAGCUUCCGCCAUUCUUUUUCUUCUAUCGGUUCUUCUCCAACCCAAAGGCAUUGUUUUUCAUUUGCCUUUCUGUUCGAGUGUGUAACCCGCUCUCACUUCCUAGAGGAUUGUUUGCUGAGUUGAUGAAAUGUGAUUGAAGGAUUGGAAUGAUUCUGUGUAAGGAUUAUGUUUAUAGGCAUCAGGAUGAGAUUUGUGUAAGAAAAUGUUGUUACUGUGAUGGUAUUUUUCCUAUAGCAUAUAUUUAAAUGAAAAACAAGAUAUUCAACUAUCA
Messenger RNA from Tripterygium wilfordii, 2182 nucleotides. Its product is annotated as stomatal closure-related actin-binding protein 1-like. Gene Ontology annotation, biological process: regulation of stomatal movement; actin filament organization. Gene Ontology annotation, molecular function: actin binding. NCBI's taxonomy places the organism in Eukaryota, Viridiplantae, Streptophyta, Magnoliopsida, Celastrales, Celastraceae. The transcript is spliced from 13 exons. Bases 319 to 1803 code for a protein of 494 amino acids. The record is from RefSeq and is a predicted model, not a curated record.